UGUGAUAGUUGAAUCGUUGAUUAUUUCAUUUGUUUAGAGAAAUUUUGUCUGGACUGUAUUAAUUUAUGAAUUUUUAAGGAAAUGUCAUGAAAGUCGGAAGUCACGGUUCCAACCCAGGGAAUUCGAACAGUGGGGGGCUUUUUACGAGUAAAAUGGCGGAUAUUUGGGAUGCGUUGGAGAGUUUGAAUUUGGAAAUUAGGGAGCGCUAGACACCUGGAGAUAACUAACCUAUCAGCUGUCAUUGGUUUUUGUUCUUCAGUGUUCGAUGACAUCGCAGCGUACUUUGACCAAUUCAUGAUUAUUCACGAAUACCUGGAGUUUAAAGUGUAACGCGCAGUUUUGGGAUCGUCUGGUUUUGCUCUUGAAGAUGGGGAAUAAGUCGAGUCUACUCCUGAGGGAGGAGGAGAUAGCGCAGAUCCAGGAGGCGACCGGCUUCACACCAAAUCAGAUAGAAAGACUCUACAGCCGAUUCACUAGUCUGGAUCGAGGUGACUGUGGUACACUGUCUAGAGAGGAUUUCCUCAGGAUACCAGAAUUAGCGAUAAAUCCACUCGGUGAGAGAAUCGUCAAUGCCUUCUUCGAGGAGAGUGGGAACGAUCGGGUGAACUUUCUACAAUUUAUGCAGGUGUUGGCGCUCUUCAGGCCUAUCAAGAAGAACAGCACCAACAGACUCAACUCGAGACAGGAAAAAUUACGAUUUGCUUUUAAGAUGUACGAUUUGGAUAACGAUGAUAUGAUAUCGAAGGACGAGUUGAUGGCCAUUUUACAUAUGAUGGUUGGUGCUAACAUAAGUGAGGAGCAGCUCUCGAGUAUCGUAGAACGUACGAUCCUGGAAGCUGACGAGAAUGGAGACAACAUGAUAUCCUUCGAGGAAUUCUGCAAAGUCCUGGAGCGAACGGACGUCGAGCAAAAAAUGUCCAUACGUUUUCUUAGCUAGAUUCAAUUAUAAAUGUAACUUAGAAAAUAGCGAGUAGGCUGGAUAUUUGUAAAUAGACCUUUAAUUGUUUAUAUCCCUCCAACAAUAGCUAAGCCGAUGCCAUAACAGCCUUCAGCCACAAUUUACAAUUACAAUGAUUAAUUUAUUGAAAAAAAAAAACAAAAACAAAUUGGAAACGUGAGUGAACAUGUAUUGAGUAAUAAAAAAAGAAUAACCAGUUUGGAAA
Molecule: messenger RNA, 1163 nt
Organism: Fopius arisanus
Lineage: Eukaryota; Metazoa; Arthropoda; Insecta; Hymenoptera; Braconidae
Gene: elm
Product: calcineurin like EF-hand protein 1 elm
Exons: 4
Coding region: 368-937 (189 amino acids)
Biological process (GO): positive regulation of sodium:proton antiporter activity
Cellular component (GO): plasma membrane
Molecular function (GO): calcium ion binding
Source: RefSeq, a predicted model, not a curated record